GGCCAAGCUCCGAGCUUGCUCUCAGAUCGACUCGGACACACACGGGUCACUGCUGCCAUCUAGCUAGCGUCUCUCUCAAAAUAUCCAAGCUGCAAAGCCCAAAGCAUCGAUCAGAGCCGGCCGGUCGAAUAUUUAAGCGUUAGUAGUAUUCUUGUGAGUUUUGCUGUUAGCUUUACUUGAAAAGAUGAGCCCCGAGGAGGAAGAGACGCUCCUGUUCCCUUCGUCGUUCGUCUUCCCGGAGAGCUUCCCGGCACAGGCCGACACACCCGCCUCCGGCGGGGAGCAGAAGAAGGCCGGGCGUCAGCGGCGGAGGCGUAAGGCGAGGCUGUCGGCUGCGGCGGGAGACGGCGCAGCAGGGGAUGACGCGGCGAAGAAGCGGCGUCUGAGCGACGAGCAGGCGCAGUUCCUGGAGCUGAGCUUCAUGAAGGAUAGCAAGCUGGAGACCACGCGCAAGCUGCAGCUGGCGGCGGAGCUGGGCCUGGACACCAAGCAGGUGGCCGUGUGGUUCCAGAACCGUCGCGCCCGCCACAAGUGCAAGCGCAUGGAGGUGGAGUACAACAAGCUCCGCGCCGCCCACGACGCCGUCGUUGUCCACAACUGCCACCUCGAGGCCGAGCUGCUGAGGCUGAAGGCGAGGUUGGCGGAGGCGGAUGAGGAGAAGAAGCUCAUGGCGGCCUCGGCGGCGGCGACAAACGGAUGCGGCGGCGGGGGAGGAGGAGGAGGAAGCAGCAGCCCCAGCUCGUCGUCGUUCUCGACGGUGACGCAGCUGAUGGGGCAGUUCGGGAUGGAGGAGGCGGCUGAUCAGGCCGAUCUCACAUACAUGAGCGAGUACGACUACAACAGCUACAUGAUGGACUUGGCCGGCAGCAGCUACCUCGGAGGAGUGUACGAUCAGUUCAGCUGAUUAGAAUUUGGAUGUACAUCUGGAGGGAUGAUGAACAGACAGACCGGUGCUAGUUAAUUUACUAUGGUGUUAAUUAAUUAAUCAACGGGAAUUGCAGGUGCAGUGCGUAUGUAGCAGUAGUAAGUAGCAAGUGAUCUCAGAAGUAGUAGCACUAUUGAAUUAGCAGUAUCAUUGCGAAUCGAUCGACGCCCAAACGAGGAAAAUCUAUCUGCUAAGCCAUGUACAUUAGUAAUUGGAGAUCUUUGUAAGUAGUACUAUUAUGUUAUGGAAUUUGUGAUGGUUCGAACCAA
Brachypodium distachyon (stiff brome) is the source of this 1194-nucleotide messenger RNA. Its product is annotated as homeobox-leucine zipper protein HOX12. The transcript is spliced from 3 exons. The record is from RefSeq and is a predicted model, not a curated record. Gene Ontology annotation, molecular function: sequence-specific DNA binding; DNA-binding transcription factor activity, RNA polymerase II-specific. The coding region runs from base 185 to 904 and encodes 239 amino acids. Gene Ontology annotation, biological process: positive regulation of DNA-templated transcription. Gene Ontology annotation, cellular component: nucleus. Lineage: Eukaryota; Viridiplantae; Streptophyta; Magnoliopsida; Poales; Poaceae.